GCCAUUUUAUUUAUAUGUGGUGGGGGGUAACAGAGUGUGCAACAUUGCCUGUAGGAUUCAUAAUUAUCGAAAAAUUGAUCAAAAGAACUGCUUUGUUUUUUGCGAUGUAGUUAUAAUUUAUAAUGUAAAUUGUGAUUGCUUGUAAGAUAAAUCAUAUACCAAAAUUGGUAUAGAGUUAUUAAUGCAAGUGUUGGACCUUCGUGUUGGUGGUAAUAACUCCAAGUUUUGCUCCAAUUGUAACUCGAAUAAAAUGGAUUACCGUCAAAAAAUGAUUAUACCUUCACAGCAAAAUACAAAAAAUGAUGACGAAGAUGAUGAAGAUUUGGAGGCACUUAGAUUAGCAGCUCUCCAAUCAUUAAGAACUAAAGAUCCUGUACAUAAUAAGAAACAGUCUCUACCACAAGUACAGAAGAUAGAUGUUACACAAACGUUUCAUCCUUUGUAUAAAGGCCAGCGACCUUUAAGAAGAGGAUAUUAUCAUAACCGAAUACAACAGCGACAAAAUGGAAAUUUAUAUUAUCAGAGUCCACGUAAUCCAAAUUUGAUAGCAAUAGUUCCUAUGGAUGACCGUACAGUACUUCAACAAGCUGAUUUAACUUGUUCAGUAGAAAAGACUGAUACAAGUAUGGAAUCUUACCCCACAGAAGUAUCAAAAUUUCAUCGUUUCAAAGACCAUGGAAGUGGUUCGGACGAGGAAGAUAACAAAGAGCAGAAAAAUACAAUCAAGAAAGAAGAAAUGAUUGAGAAAGACGGUAUUAAAACUGAACCCUCAUCUGAGGUGGCGGAAAAUCAAGAAGAAAUUGCAGAAAAUUUAAUAAAAACCGAAGAAGAUAAACCGGUCGUUAAUGACGACGACGAUGAUAUUCUUUUGAUGGCUGAUCUCGAAGAGGAAGACAGUUUAGAACGUUUGAUGGAUGAAAUGGAAAGAGAGAUGAACGUUGACAAGCCGUCCGAGAAAAAAGAGAAAAGAAGUAGUAAGAGAGAAAGUAAAGAAUCGAUAAAAAAGGAUGAUGCAGGAAAAAAUACGAGUCAGAAGAACAGAACAGAAGACGGCAAUAAUCGGAAGGAUAGUUAUACCACAGCUUCAACGGUAGCUGUUUUAAAGAGUGAAAGGCGGUCUAUAUCUCCUCACGUAGGUAAUCGAAUUCCACAGAAACGUAGAUCGUUGUCGCCAAGAUCGCGACCAAGGAAAAAAUCACCCAGAAGAUCUCCCAGAAGGUCACCAGCUAGACAGUUAAAAAAGUCCCAGCGGGAAAUAUCGAGGUAUAGAUCGCCUCGAAAAUCACCGGUGCGAUAUUCCCCGCGCUCACGAUCACCCAAAAUGUCCUCACGAUCUAGAUCACCACGAUUAUCUCCGCGUCGAUCUCCGAACAAAUCUCCUAUAAGAAGAUCACCGAUCAAAAAGUUAUCACCGAGAGGAAGAUCUCCACGACUUUCGCCGCAUUCCAGAUCACCAAGACCGAUACGUUCUCCUAAAAUAUCGUCAGCUAAAUCCCCUAGAUUGACACGAUCGCGAUCACCAAAAUUUUCACCGCUUAGGCUAUCUCCUCAGUCCAGAUCACCGAUAAGAACAAGAUCGCCCAAAAUGUCUCCAAAACGGACGUCGCCUCUUCGCAGGUUGUCACCAAAAUCAAGAUCACCCGGAUUAUCUCCCAGAAGAGGAACGUUACAAUUACCCUCGCCGAAAAUAUCGCCGCGAAGAAUUUCUCCGCGGGCAAGAUCGCCGCGAUUGUCGCCGCGUAGAUCACCGUGGUCGUCACCAAGAAAUUCGCCUCGUCUUUCGCCUAGACGGAAAAGGUCUCCGAGAUGGUCGCCCAAAGAAUCGUGUAGAAAGCAUGGACCAAGGUCGGUUACUCCGGACGGUACUGGUACUCCAUCGUACGCGAAGGAAUCCUCGCCGGCGCCCAAAGGUAGAAUAUCUCCGGAAGCAAAUCGUGUUAAGUCGAAACAAAAGGAAGAGAAUUUUGAGAAAGUUUCUACGACGGAAAAGGAAUCUACCGAUGUAAUUAAUGAUCCUGUACUAGAAGCUAGGCGAAGAAAAUUUGAAUGUACAAGGCCUAUAGAUCCUAUAAAUGCGAAUAAAAAAAUUAAAUUAAGUAAAAAAGAGAAUACUAGUAAAAAGGUGGAAUUUAUAGAGGGGGGAGAUUUACAAGCGGGAAAUGUUAGAAAAGUUACAGAGGAAUAUGAGGUUCCAGACAAUGAUUUGUGUUUAGAAUUUGAAGAAUUUGAUGAGAGUAUGGAAAAUACUUCUCCGGUUGCGAUCACGAGCUCUGUUAAUACGUGCGUAGAGUUGGAAUCACAAAAAACAGAGAAAGAGAAAUCUUCGAAAAAGAAGAAGAAACGCGACAAGGAAUUGUAUCAAGUAGGAAAAUUGAAAAAUGAACUUCCUCUCUCUGAACGAAUUGGGAAGGAUAAAAAGUGUAAAAAGAGAAAAGAUGUUGUUUCUGAUGGUCCUAGCGACGAUGUGGAUGCCAUUUUUGAAGACAUAGCAGUUGACGAAGAAAGUGAUUUACGAACUGAAUUAAGUAGAAGGCGGGCAGAAAGACUAAAUAGAACAGUGCCAAUACAAUCUGCAAGAUUAGUGCAAUCUGCUUUUAAAGGAGUUGUUAAUGAAGUCGUCAAGAAUAAUGCAAAAGCAAAUCAAAGACACUUAGUUAAAGCAGAUGAUAAAACUAAUCAAAAGGAAGUUAGAAGGGUUACUGUUCUUCAUCGGCCAAUAUCUGACUUACAUGAUUCGGAAGAUGAAGGUACUCUGGAUUCAAAGAUGCCUGUGCGCUUUAGAUUGGGUUUGAAUAAACAAGUACACGAUACCAGGGAGUCUAAAGUUUCACGAAAAGCAUCAAAGAGACAGGGUCGCAAGGAAUAGAGUAAACGUGUGUUCUCCUGAUUGCAUAUUUAUACGAAGAGUGCAUAGCUGUUCAUCUUACCUCCUAUUUUAUUGUCAGCAUAGGAAACUAAGAUCCAUUAAAAGUUAAUUGUAUUAAAGAUUGCACUCGUGUAGAAAAAUAGUAUUUGUUUUCAUUUGGAGUGUGACCUAACAUAAAAGAAAAAGAAAAAAGAAAAAAAGAAAACAUUCUUCUAGAAGACAAUAUUGAUAUUUCAAAAUACUUUAUGUAUCAUUGUAUAAGCUAAUUAUUUAUUGUUAAGCGUUAUCGUAGAUAGUAAAUUACAUGUGAUUAUAUUAAAUCAGUUGUUGUGUUGAAGUAUUUGUACAUAAUUUACAUCAGUCGCUCAUUUAAUAAAUAAGAAUCAUUAUUAAUCCCAAAGUCACCUUUUGUAAGCCUAAGCAUAUUCAGUAAUAUGAAAAAAAAAAAAAAUUCUGUAUAAAUGAAUUGAUGAAUUGUAAAUAUUAUAAUGUUAAUAAGGGUGUGAAGAGUGAAGAAAAAUAAGUUGCUGUAUUAUGUAAAUUGAGUUGAUAUUAUUCAAAUAUUGAAUAUAGUAUAUAAAGUGAUCUAUAUUGACAGAAGAGUGAUUUUAUUGACAUAUAUAUAUAUAUACAUAUAUAUUUUUUACUUUAUGUAAUUUGAAAGUAGCAAAUAUGAAUCUUUGAGAUAAUUGAAAGAUGCAGUAUAGUAUAAAGUAGUUUCCCUCCAUCUACUUAUUAUUUUACAUUUCAAUUUAAAACGUAUAAUACAAAUUACAUAUUACUAUAUUUUAGCAAAUGUAAAGAAAAUGUAUCUAUGCACAUAUUUAAAUUUUAUAUGUAUAAUUAAAAUAGUAUUAUUAUUAGUCGUACAACUACUAGAAUUAUAUAGGUAUACAAAAUUAACAUGAAAUUUUAACAUGAAACUGCGAAAACGUUUUAUUCUACUAGGAUUUCUUUCUUUUCUUUUCUUUUAUUAUAAAUAGCUUAAAACAAGAGAAUCUUAUCUUGUAUUUUAUGCUUCUGCCGAAUAUGUAAUUAAUUGUUACUACAUCUGCAUUUACUUCCUAUUAUCAUGAGUAGCAUGUAAAGUACAUAUUGAAAGUAAAUUAUUACCAUGCGUUACCAGUGUGCAGUUCAAGUAACUAUUAUAUUUACAAAUGCAGGAAUAGAUUAUUUCGUACAUUAUAUUUGACGCAUAAUAUAACAUGCUUCAUAGUAUCUAUGAAGAUGUAAUUAUUAUUUUGAAUUGAAUAAAAAAAAAAAAUAACAAAUUUAUAUAAACUCCUUUUGAUACAAAUUUUGAUAUCAAAGAUAUUGAGAGGUCUUAAAGAAAAUUUGAAAUACAAUAUCAUUUUGAUAGAUAUAGAAAAAGCAAUGCUUCAAGUUGUACACGAGUGUUAUGAUUUAUAUUUAGUUUUAUCAUAUCAUAAUGAUACACGAUUAAACAUGCGUCGAAGAAAGCAGCAUAAUAUUUUGCAUCAGUCAAAAUUGUUUCCUUGUAUGCCUUUACACAUGUAUUCAAUUGUCAACUCCAAGAGUUGAGUAACAGACACAUAAUAAUUAUUAUAAAUAUAAAGUAACUUAAAAGACUUGAAACUGUUGAAUUUAUCUAUCGUACAAAAUGUGAUAUAUAACAAGGCUUUAACAGCCUUGUUAAUGAUAAGUACAUCAGUUAUUGUAGAAUAACACAAAUAGUUUUUAAAAUUUAGUUUAUAGACAAUAUAUACAUUGUCUAAAGAUACAUUACGAAAUAUAUCACACAUUUUAUUAAUCAAAAUGUUUUUGAUAUUCUUUUUUUUUCUGUUUACAUCUCCUAGUUGUUUAUUCUCAGCUUUUAUGCAUAAUUUAGGCAUUUUUAAUCUAAUGAAUCAAAUUAUUUUCUCACAAAGGAGUAAUAUAAUUAUUUCAUGAAUAUCACUUUUCAGUGUUAUUCUAUAAUAAGACUGUGAUUAAUCUGUAAUUUUAAUUAUUGCUAUUACGAUGUUUGAUUUAUUUGCCUCAUUUUUGUCAUUGUAGUAAAUACGGAUGGAAUUAUAUAAGAAGUAUAACAAGUGAAAUUGAAAUUGAACAAUAAUAAAACUACAUUUGUAUAUAUAUAGUAAUGUCUAGCCUUCUUUUAUAUGUAUUGUUGCAUUUGUAUUUGAUAUCAAUAGGAAUUUCUUAACGUAAAGAACAUAAACAUUUGAAUUUUUCAAUAAAAUACUAAAAAUCAUCAUCCAUCUGUAAUUUACUACGUAUGUUAUUCUUAUUAUUGCGGAUGACUGUACUAGUUGUAUGAUUGUGUAGUUGUACUUACAUUUUUUUACAAAAUAACACAUAGGAUUUAGAUUGUUCAGAAGUAACAAAAUACAAACACCAAGUAUUAAUAUGAAGCAAGUUCAGUGAUAUUUAAAUCACAGAUUAUUGAAAUAAACUAAGACUCUUAUUUCAGAAAAAUAUAAAAUAAAGUAUUUUUAUCUUAA
Messenger RNA from Osmia bicornis bicornis, 5328 nucleotides. Its product is annotated as serine/arginine repetitive matrix protein 1-like. NCBI's taxonomy places the organism in Eukaryota, Metazoa, Arthropoda, Insecta, Hymenoptera, Megachilidae. The transcript is spliced from 8 exons. The coding region runs from base 182 to 2866 and encodes 894 amino acids. The record is from RefSeq and is a predicted model, not a curated record.